AUGGAGUUUGAUUUUUUCGAAAGGCAUUCGAGAAAGGACGCUCCAAAGUCAGUCAAUCUGGACUUUGACGCCCGCGUCCCCAUCCCCUUCAGUGUCUUCCCGUCGUCGUACCGGAGUGACGCUGUCUCUGAAACUACUCAGACGCGAGUAGAGGGAGAAGUUCAACUCGAUCACACUUCGCGCGUCGAACGGGAAGAUACUCGAACCUCUGCCCCUCUCCCCGACCCUCGUGUCUACGGAAAGGAAGAAGUCGAUUUCCGCAUCACUCACGAAGAUCGCACUGCGACUGCCAACGUCAACGUCAACGAGAACUUUGCUCCUCGCUACGAAUCUCACCAGACUCGCAACUACGCUGCCGAGGUUGAUUUGACCCGUGAACGCUACCCCAACUACCGUGAAUCCUCUGUCCGCUUCGAGGAACGUCCCCAAGUUUACGACCAGGCCGUCGAGAACCAACUCGACAUCACUGAGAGAGAGUACCGUCGCCGGACCUCUCCCACUUACGAAGUCGACGUCUCUUACGACCGUCGCUACCAGGAGCCUUCCAACUCCUACGACUACCAGCCCACUCAGGCCGUCGACGUUUCGUACGACCGCUCUUACCAGCCUCAGCCCGCUUCCGCGUACCGAGGCCAAGAGUAUUCCCGCCGCGAGGUCGAGCUCCAGCAGCCUUCUACCUCCGUCUACUCUUCCCCCAAGACCGAAGUCAAGGUCGAGACUACUACCGUCCGUAACGUAACUCCCGCAUCUCGCAAGAUGGGCUACUACGACGACGAGGGUCACUACCACUCCUUCCGCCGCGGCGUUGAGCGCGCUGCCGACCGUGUCCUGCACCCCUUCUCCCACCACGAUCGUGAGGAGGUCGUUGUCAGUGACGAGCGCGGCCCCGCCCGCUUCAGCGAUGGCGUCCGUGAGGAGGUCCGCAUUGUGGAGCCCCGCAACCGGGGUACUGCCGGCGAGAGCGUCCCCAUUCCCUGCCACUUUGUCCGCAUCGGUGACAUCCUGAUCCUCCAGGGUCGUCCCUGCCAGGUCAUCCGCAUCUCGGUCUCCCCCCAGACUGGCCAGCACCGUUACCUCGGUGUCGACCUGUUCACCCGCCAGCUGCAGGAGGAGUCGAGCUUCGUCUCCAACCCCUCCCCCUCCGUGGUGGUUCAGACCAUGCUCGGCCCCGUCUACAAGACCUACCGCAUCCUCGACCUCCGUGAUGACGGCAAGCUUGUCGCCAUGACCGAGACCGGUGAUGUCAAGCAGGGUCUCCCCGUCAUCACUCAGGGCUCCCUCUUCAAGCGCAUCCGCGAUGCCUUUGCUGACGGCCGUGGCUCCGUCCGUGCCCUCGUCAUCAACGACGGUGGCCGUGAGCUCGUCGUCGACUUCAAGGUCAUCCACGGCUCCCGUCUGUAA
Messenger RNA from Penicillium cataractarum, 1401 nucleotides. RefSeq names its product putative Woronin body protein HexA (gene hexA). Lineage: Eukaryota; Fungi; Ascomycota; Eurotiomycetes; Eurotiales; Aspergillaceae. The transcript is spliced from 3 exons. The record is from RefSeq and is a predicted model, not a curated record. Gene Ontology annotation, molecular function: RNA binding; translation elongation factor activity; ribosome binding. The coding region runs from base 1 to 1401 and encodes 466 amino acids. Gene Ontology annotation, biological process: positive regulation of translational elongation.